Suillus discolor is the source of this 510-nucleotide messenger RNA. RefSeq lists its product as uncharacterized. The record is from RefSeq and is a predicted model, not a curated record. The transcript has a single exon. The coding region runs from base 1 to 510 and encodes 169 amino acids. Lineage: Eukaryota; Fungi; Basidiomycota; Agaricomycetes; Boletales; Suillaceae.
AUGGAGUACACAACAGGUGCUGGAUUGAAUACGUCUAAAUGCUGUUUGCCAAAUACUCGGCGAGACCUUUUGAAGGAUAUUCAGAAUUGGAUCAGCAGCACCGAGGAGGGCGCUCCAUGCAUCUUAUGGUUGUCUGGCACAGCAGGCAAGGGUAAAUCGGCCGUUGCCCAUACAAUAGCCAACUGGUAUAUCGAAAACAGUGGUCUUGGCUCAUGUUUCUGCUUCGAUCGCACUUGGCAAGCGGAUCGCCGUCGAGACAAAAUAUUCACGACCAUCGCAAGAGAAUUAGCGGACUGCAAACCUAUCGUGCGACGAGCCUUGGCGCAAGCAGUUCGUGACCACGACGGACUCAAGUGCACUCCAGAUAUCACAAAACAGUGGCAGGAACUCAUCAUAGGGCCAAUGAGCAUAGCCUCAAAAGCCAUUGCUGCACCCAUGCUCAUUGUCAUCGAUGCGUUGGAUGAGAGCGGUGAAACUGAUUCUCGGGAAGUCUACUCGCUGGAAAACUGA